AUGGCACCUGCGGUCUUCAGCCAGAACACAAACCUAAGCGCUGUCAAGCUGACCAAGAAUCCCUGGCAUUGUGAUUGCACUUUAGCAGAUUUUGCGGAAUGGCUGAAGGACAACAAAGACAAAAUAUGGGAUAUGGAGCCCACUUGCCUUGGUCCAGGCGAGCUCGGCGGUAGGGCAAUUGACGAGAUAAAUCGAGAAGAGUUGUGCGAGAGCACGGACGAUUUGCCUCUUGCAGUCCUAGCCUUGUAUCAGAGGAGUAUGUUCUUCUCAACCUAA
Molecule: messenger RNA, 276 nt
Organism: Nezara viridula (southern green stink bug)
Lineage: Eukaryota; Metazoa; Arthropoda; Insecta; Hemiptera; Pentatomidae
Source: the annotation of a GenBank genome assembly